AUUUGAAGCUUUCCACCACCGCAACGACUCAGAGAGCGACCAAAUGGCCACCGUCGCCGCAGCCCCUCUUCCAUCGCUCCUCCUCCUCCUCCUCCCCUUGCUACUCUUCCUCGCUCCCAUCUCUGCCCUGCACCUCCCCGCCCAUUCCCUCUCCCACCGCCGCCUCGCCUCCUCUCGCCACUCCCUCCGCCCCUCUUUCCACUACGCCCACCGCCGGAGCUUCGUCCCCAAACGUUACAUUCUGGCCGAAAACACCACCCGGGGCGUCCGUAACAACACAAACACCUCCAUUGCGCUGCCGCCAGCUUCUUCUACUAACAUCUCCACCCCCGAGGACCACCACCAUCGGCACAGCCACAAGAACCGCAAGCGGAACUGGAUCCUGGGUUUCUUCUCUGGCGCGAUCGCCGGCGUCGUAUCCGGGGUCGUGCUGUCGGUGCUGUUCCGGCUUUUAAUGAACUGCAUCCGCGGGCGGUACCGCAAUCCCGGCGGCCCCUCCAUCUACAGCCCGAAGCACAUCAAGCGGGUAGAGGAGUUGGCGUUCCUGGAGAAGGAUGACGGCCUGGCGGCGCUGGAGGUGAUCGGGCGCGGCGGUUGCGGGGAGGUGUUUAAGGCGCAUCUCCCGCCGGCGGAUCCGGCCCACCCGGAGGCGCCGGGGAUGGCGAUCGCGAUCAAGAAGAUCAUGAAGCGGACGACGGAGAGCGCGGAGCCGACGUCGGAUGAAGAGAGCCGGAUGCUGGACAGGUGGAUGCGGCAGAUUCGGUCGGAAAUCCAGACGGUGGGCCACAUCCGGCACCGGAAUCUGCUGCCGCUUCUGGCCCACGUGGUGCGGCCGGAUUCCCACCUGCUGAUCUACGAGUUCAUGAAGAACGGGAGCCUGGAGGCGGCGCUGCAGGGGGUGCGAUCAGGGGAGCGGGAGAUGGACUGGGCGGCGCGGUUCAAGGUGGCGCUGGGGGUGGCGGCGGGUCUGGAGUACCUGCACGUGAACCACCGGCCGGCGAUCAUCCACCGGGAUCUGAAACCCGCCAACAUCCUGCUGGACGACACCAUGGAGGCGCGGAUCUCCGACUUCGGGCUGGCGAAGGAGAUGCCGGAGGCGAACACCCACGUGACGGAGUCGAAGGUGGCGGGGACCCUGGGCUACAUAGCGCCGGAGUACGGGCAGACGUUGAGGUUCACGGCGAAGUGCGACGUGUACAGCUUCGGGGUUAUACUGGCCGCGCUGGUGGUGGGCCGGAUGCCGUCGGACAACUUCUUUCAGGAGACUGAGGAGAUGAGCCUGGUGAAGUGGCUGAGGAACAUGAUCGGCGGGGAGAACCCGGCGGCGGCGAUCGACCCAAAGCUGAUCGGAAACGGGUACGAGGAGCAAAUGCUGUUGGUGCUCAGGAUCGCCGUCUUUUGCACGGCUGAAGACCCCAAGGAGCGGCCCAGCAGCAAGGACGUCCGGACCAUGCUCGCCCAAAUCAAAAACUAGCUUGGACCAGACCGGAUCGAAUUGCCGGUUCAGCCAGUUAAAUAAGCUCGAUUCGGUUUAUAGAUAAGAUGCUUUCUUACUAGAAAUAGGCAGUUGAAAUCGGUUAAACAACCGGUCUAGUCGAUAAAUAAGAGAGUAUGUAUAACAGUCAGUAUCGUCAAUGGUGUGUUGUAACUAAUAUGAAAUAUAUCAUUGUAUUGCGUCGAGUUUAUCGUUUAA
Zingiber officinale is the source of this 1693-nucleotide messenger RNA. RefSeq names its product leucine-rich repeat receptor-like serine/threonine/tyrosine-protein kinase SOBIR1. The coding region runs from base 44 to 1474 and encodes 476 amino acids. Gene Ontology annotation, molecular function: ATP binding; protein kinase activity. Gene Ontology annotation, biological process: protein phosphorylation. Lineage: Eukaryota; Viridiplantae; Streptophyta; Magnoliopsida; Zingiberales; Zingiberaceae. The record is from RefSeq and is a predicted model, not a curated record. The transcript has a single exon.